GCGUCGUCCGUUGACGCUGCAUGCGGAGCCUGAACGCAUCGCAUUCCGAUGUGAGAGCGAGAUGUGACCGCGGUGCGGACUUGUUCUUUUUUUUUCAUGUCUCCAAAACCGUCUUCAAGCUCAGUCUGAAGGACUACAACGUGCAGCGUGAUGGAGCCGAACACUUGUCCUGACGGUUACCGGGCUUUGAGCGACUGUGAGCUCAGCGAGCUUUUACAAAACGACGACAAAAUGGAUCAAAUCAUUCGGCUCAAUGAGAAGUUUAAGGAGCUUCAGGUGGAGAGGGAAAUGCUGCAGACGUCCAAUCGGAGCCUGGCCGAGGACAGCCUGGCCCGACGACCCCGCCUCUGUAACGGCAAACUCCAACUGGCGGAGAAAUACCGGGAAUUGUCCAACCUGGCAACCACAUGCUGGGAAAAACAGAGUCAGCUCGAAGCUCAUGGCCAGAAGCACAGCCUGCAGACGGUGCAGAAUCUGCUGCAGGAAGAGGUGGCAAGAGCCGAGGAGCAUUCAGAGGAGCUGCUGGAGAAGUUCAUGGAGGGGAACGUAAGCCUGGAUGAGUUCCUGGACUCCUUCCAAAGCUCCAGGAAGACGUAUCAUAUCCGCCGGGCUCAAGCGGAGAAGACGCAGGAGGUCGUGCAGUCCAAGCGGCAGCUGGUGAAAAUCAAACGGGCGGAGGAGAGUAAAGUCCCCGAGGUGAGGAAGGACUCGGAGCAGCCUCAGGAGCCGCAGAGGCACAACGGCUUUGUGGCGCAGGGGCCGCUGAGAGUGUUCCAGGUACGCUACGGCCUCACGCCGGCCAUCCUCCUCCCUCAUUACCCCGUUUCUCCUCCCGCUUCGGCGCCGUGUUUUCAAAGUAGUACCCCUCAGGCCGACUCUCAACCGGGACAGACCCACAUCCUCAGCCCCAGCACCCAGCUCCAGGGACACGGACAGCCGGUCGGCCUCAGGGUCAUCGGACAGUUGCCGGGCGGCUGGCCGGCUAACGGGCGGCCGGUGAGGGUGCAGCAGCUUUACAGGCCGAACCCUCAACAGCCUGAGCCGCCGUACCGAUAAACUCGAGGAGGAGGAGGAGGGAGGAUGAUGAAAAGCCGGCGUCGGUGUCAGAGGGCUUCCAAGACGUGGGAACCAAACUAGUGGCUGUCGCAAUCUUGUAAGCAAAGACUGAUCCACAGACGGGCAGCGCUGCAGACGUUUUGUUUCUGUUCUCCAUCCAUGACACUCAAAAUGUAAGCAGAGCAGACGCACCUGAGAGCAGGUAGAGCAGGGAUGGGCUCCGAUAGCUGGAUCCUUUGAGCUCCAAAGCUAAUGACUCUCUUAUCAAAGCUGUUACGUAUCCUUAAUCUAUUUCAUUUCUAAUAACCAAAACUUAAAGAGGAAACCAGUGGCAUAUUUAUGUGAAGUGCUACCCGCCUUUACUGUGGCAGCGAUGAGGCUGACGUUCAGGUUAAUCCGGGACGACAGAUGAAGGUAGUCUGUGUUUAUGUGCAAGUUAUAAAUUAAACAUUAACACAAACACUUCUUACUUCCACUGGAGAUGAUAUGUGGUUAAGUAAUUUAAACCCAUGAUACAGGGAGAGUAUAUCUAAGGGGAGUGGGGGGGGGGGAUGUAUCUGAAGAGCGUUUUGAGUAUACAGAUUGACCCAUGUCCCAUCUGUUACCAUGGAGGAGGUGGGGUUUAUGAGCAAUACUGCAGCCAGUCUUUGGGCUUCACUUGAGGCGAGGGAUCCUGCUGUCCAUUUGUUAUACAGUCUAUGGUUUAAGUCAGCAUCUUUAAUGGACAUUACUGGUUUUAAAUAACAGACAUCAAACGCUGCAGACUCCAUCAGCUGCAGCUAAUAAAUGAUUACAAUGAAACAGUUAAAAUAUUAGUUUUAAGCUUUAAAAAAAGGUGUUUACAAACUUCUUUUAACUUUAAUAUAUUUCAACUUUUUCAUGAUUUUAAUGUUUGAGUGAGAAUUGAUCAGUGGAUUCUCUACUGAGCGAGCGUUUGAUCAAAAGCUAUCGAACCCCAUCCCCAGCAAAGACAAGAAAGUCCACUAGUUAUUUUAAAUUUUAUUAUUAUUAUUAUUAUCAUUUUUGUGUUUUACAUGGAGGUAUGUGAAGCACAGGGGUUGUGAAGCACAUCUGCAGCUACGCAAAAGAAAGAUGUCAUUGUUCAUUCACACGACAGAGAGAAUCUUUGUGAGAUGCCACGAGCCAAUGAAGUGAAAGAAAAGGCAUCAAUAAAGUGUUUCAUAUGAA
Labrus mixtus (cuckoo wrasse) is the source of this 2244-nucleotide messenger RNA. It is a transcript of the gene vps37d, whose product is annotated as VPS37D subunit of ESCRT-I. Lineage: Eukaryota; Metazoa; Chordata; Actinopteri; Labriformes; Labridae. Gene Ontology annotation, cellular component: ESCRT I complex. The transcript has 4 exons. Bases 151 to 1056 code for a protein of 301 amino acids. Gene Ontology annotation, biological process: protein targeting to vacuole; ubiquitin-dependent protein catabolic process via the multivesicular body sorting pathway; protein targeting to membrane. The record is from RefSeq and is a predicted model, not a curated record.